Molecule: messenger RNA, 2173 nt
Organism: Oncorhynchus tshawytscha (Chinook salmon)
Lineage: Eukaryota; Metazoa; Chordata; Actinopteri; Salmoniformes; Salmonidae
Product: zinc finger and SCAN domain-containing protein 21-like
Exons: 5
Coding region: 1-1641 (546 amino acids)
Biological process (GO): regulation of transcription by RNA polymerase II
Molecular function (GO): DNA-binding transcription factor activity; RNA polymerase II cis-regulatory region sequence-specific DNA binding
Source: RefSeq, a predicted model, not a curated record
AUGGAGGAACGCGAAGACUUCGUGAACACUUUUAAAACACAGGUUAAAAUGGUUUUGGAUAUUCUGUUAAAUGUCGCCGUAUCGGAGAUAACGCAUGUUUUCCAAGGCACUUUUGCUCUUUGCGCCGGAGACCACACCAUAGAGGCGGUGCAGGCAUGCAGACUGAAGAAUGCAUUGGAGAUGGCAAUAUGCACAUACACACGGGAAACCACUGAAGUGACACCACGUGCAACUCGACAUGAUAUUGGUGAGGCCCCCAGUGGCUCUGUUGCUAUGCCAAGACGUGAUGAUGGUGAAGACAUGCACGUUAAUCUUAAAUAUGAGAGAUUGGACAUGGACUGGGAGGUGGUGAAGGUUGGUGUCUUCGAGGAGGGUGACAGUAUUGGGAAAAGCAUGCAAAAGAGUCAAGAGUAUGAAUGUCUUGUCUCUGAAUUGACGUUUGAACCAUCGACAUCCUCAGAGGUCUCGGACCCCCACUGCAUACACACUGAAAACAGUGCCACCACCACCACCACCCUGUCACUGUGUUCAAAUGACACCGUAUUGUUUAACUCCCCGACAGACAGACUGACUGAACAGGAGGUGCAGGUGGGUUCUUCCCAGGCCCCACAUCCAGUGCCCCUGAAAUGGCUUCUAUUUCCUCUUCCUAUCUCAGUCAGCCCAGUAAAAAAAGUGGAAUUAGAAAGGGGGAAACUGGAGCCUGUUCCCAUUGCCAUCAGCACGCCGGUGGAUUCGGAACAACAGCCAGCCAACACCCUUAGGAUUAUAGAUACAGAACCCAUGCUUAGAACACCUCUGGGACACCUGGAAGCACUCACUGACUAUGACAUCAGUGGUGCUGCUCUCAAAGAAGAGCCACUAGGAAGCUUGGGACAACCGGAAGUCAAGGAGGAGAUUGAGCUGGUCCGGCAUACUGCACAACCAAGUACACAACGGUACAAUGACAUUACAGCAACAACACAACGAAGCACACUACAAGAGCCGAUUCUCACCCAAGUAAACCCCAAUGUACAUGUGGCCACACAAGCAAGCAUUAUACUAAACCCAGCAGCAAAGGAAGAGCAGCGAGACCGAGGGGGACCAGUGUUGAGCGAGACCAGAAGCAGAAAAGGCUGUGACACCACUUCCACAGCACUUCAAGCCACCUCCUCCAUAUCACCUCACCGCUCUCCCCUCACCCCCUCCACUCCACCACUCCUACCCCAUGAGCUGGAGAAGCAGAUGAGAACCUGUUCAGUGAAGCUUGAGGACUUGCGGCUGGUGGGACACUGCCACCGUCGCCUGUGCAUCUGCUGGGACUGUGGCAAGAUCUUCUACCGGAAACGGAAGCUGAGGUGGCACCGCCGUUUAAUCCACACCGGAGAGAAACCGUACUGCUGCUCCCAGUGUCACCGGGCGUUCUCGCUCCGGAAGAAUCUGAAGCACCACCAGAGGACCCACACAGGGGAGAAACCGUACCACUGUAAAGACUGCGGGAAGCAGUUCCGGUGCAACGGGAAACUGACGACCCACAUGAGGUUUCACACAGGGGAGAAACCCUUCGGCUGCACCCUCUGUAGGAAAAAAUACAGGGUGCUAAAGAACUUAAAGACACACAUGGCCACCGCACACCCACACCCUGGCCGAUGUCUUAACCGUUAGAACAAGUCCAAAAUGGUACCCUAUUCCCUUUUGUAGUACACUACUUUUGUCUUAUAUUGCUCCCUCUGGGAACAAGGGGCGGAAGAACUUGACACAUGACAUCCAGACAUAAAGACAUUGAGGUGAAAGACCACCCCAAUACAGUGAAAGACUGAAUAGUAGAAGAUUCUGGAUAGAAUAUUUGAGUGGGAUGCAGUGUAGGCGGCCUUCGUGUUAUCUAGAGAUCUACAACUACGGUUGAAGUCGGAAGUUUACAUAUACCUUAACCAAAUACAUUUCAGAUCAGUUUUUCACAAUUCCUGAGAUUGAAUCCUAGUAAAAAAAAGUUCCUGUCUUAGGUCAGUUAGGAUCACCACUUUAUUUUAAGAAUGUGAAAUGUCAAUAAUAGUAGUGUGUUAUUUCAGCUGUUUAUUUGAUCACAAUCCCAGUGGGUCAGAAGUUUAAAUACACUCAAUUAGUAUUUGGUAGCAUUGCCUUUUUAAAUAGUUUAACUUGGGUCAAACGUUUCGGGUAGCCUUCCACUAGCUUCCCA